Molecule: messenger RNA, 993 nt
Organism: Tilletiaria anomala UBC 951
Lineage: Eukaryota; Fungi; Basidiomycota; Exobasidiomycetes; Georgefischeriales; Tilletiariaceae
Exons: 2
Coding region: 137-655 (172 amino acids)
Source: RefSeq, a predicted model, not a curated record
CGACAUCUUCGUAUCGGUAAACGCUGGACUUCGCGGAACAGCAUCACAGGCUUAGCUACAGCCUGCCUACUCUACACUCGAGAGCCAAGACGGCUUUCUCCAUCUUUCCUGGAAGCGCUCGCGUGGCUUGGUAGUCAUGCACGCGUUCUUCGUCUUGCAUGCGAUCGCGCUGCUUAUGGCACUGCUUGCUGUGAGUGGCACACAUGGUGCGAUCUUGCCUACAACAGGCGCGAUCGACCCCGCCAGCAGCAGCAGUAUUAUCGGCAGUAGCAGCAGCUCGACGCAUGAGUCGAGCAGACGCGCGGUAUCUUCGCGAGCGGACCUGCCGCUGCGCAAGCGCUCGAUACGCGACGCGAUCGACACUACUGGCUCCAGCGCACUUAGCACAGUCGACACACUGUCCAACCUGCCCACUGCUGUGCAGAGCGGCUCCGCGAACAUGAUCGAUGCCGCCGCGUCCUCGCAAGACGACGGAGGUGCAGACGGAACGGGAGGAGCGCCAGCGCCAGGAGCGGCCGCAUCGACCGCGCAGGACCAAGGGCCGCAUCUCAGCUAUGCCGGACCGAAAUCCAGCGUCAGCAUCUCGACGGGCUCCAGGCCACCACCGUCUCCACCGGCAGGCUGCAGCGAGGAGGCAGGGUCGCAGCCGCAAUAGUACACGCCCAUCCAGGGCCGGCCUACCCUCACCAGCCGUAUCUCGAUAUAUGCAAGGAUCACUUUCCAGCUGCGUUAAUCAAAGCUCCUCAAGUGCCAAUCACAUUCAUCACGCACACUCAGCAAGGCACGCAAGGCAUCACUAACCGCCACACGGACUGAACUAAUGGGACCCUCCGGUGAGACACAUAGUUCGAACGUGUGUGACAGCUCUGCGCCUGGACUGGAAUGAUCCGUGUUGGCUGCGUGUAUGCAUGUAUGUAUGUGCUUGUAUACCAACAUAACCUGCUCAAUGCGUGGGACGCGAGGAGACUACGCCCCUGUCGCAGCUACGCCUUU